Messenger RNA from Dermacentor silvarum, 3111 nucleotides. RefSeq lists its product as uncharacterized. The transcript is spliced from 16 exons. The coding region runs from base 309 to 2171 and encodes 620 amino acids. The record is from RefSeq and is a predicted model, not a curated record. NCBI's taxonomy places the organism in Eukaryota, Metazoa, Arthropoda, Arachnida, Ixodida, Ixodidae.
GCCAUCGGCGCGAGAGGCGCGAGCCACGGCGCCGCGAGCCCCCAGCCGUUACAGUAUUCCAUUUCUAUGAGCACAAUGGCACGGUAGCAGCGCCUUGCGAGCGAUUCAGUGACCGCGGGCUUAGCUGAACGUUGUAGCUUGUUUUUGCUUUGCUCUUCAAGGCGAUGAAGUGGAAGCGUGAACAGUGAACGACAACCAGCAGAGGCGACGCAUCGCUCGCCUGCCCGAGGCUCGGCUACCUGCCCGUGCGCGGGGCGGCUGGAGUUAGCGCGCAACUCGCCAAGGGGGAGUGCCUCAAGCUGCAAGCCAUGCAGAGAAACCACCAGGCUCCUGAAGAUGCUGCAGCCGGCCAAGCUUCAACGACAGCCGCCUCCCAGCAAAGUCUUGGCCGUAGGGGACCUGUUGCAGGCACGCUAAGGAACGUGUCUGUUCCUUCAGCACGGCCACUGCCAGCCGGCUCGCCUUCCGGCUUUAGAGACUCCAGAAAAGAGCGGCUCCGCCAGAGACCUCAACAACCACAGGAUGAUUUCUUCUGGCAACACGUUUUUGAAGAACACUACACAGAGACUUCAACAUCAUCACGACCAAUCCAGGUGACUCCUGACAGAGCUGAGCUGAGGACUGGACGCACUGUUGUACCUUUGGCGAACCAGGGUCGGCAGCCGUUCACCAUCAUCCAGCCUGUGGAAAUCACCAGCCGCCAGGGGUCAGAGUUGCCCAAGCACAUCAAGCCAUGUGUCCCAAUGGCCGAACAUAAGCACUCCGGGCUGAUGCAAGCACGACCAUUGCCUCCGCAUGUUGGCAGCGCUGUCAUCAAACCAGCGUCGGAGCACUGCCGGCAGCAGUUUGAUGUACCUUCACCCAUGAACACUCCCUCUCCAAGCUCGAGGAUUCCUCGCAUGUCACGGACCUGUUCCACUGCACGUACCCAACAGCAAGUCGGGCAUUGCAGUGAAACUCAGCACUCCUCCCCUUCUGUCGGCAGCUCUUUGCCAUGUGGCAGGCUCGGUGAUCGAGCCUAUGAGCACCAGGAAGCCGCUGCCACAUGUGCUGCUGCGACGACAGAUGCCAGUCAGGCAACGGCAUGUUCUCCUCAAAAGAGCAUCCUACCUUCUGCUGGCUAUGAUUAUGGGGAUACGAGCCUGUCGGCUAGCAGCUCUUGCAGCCCUCUCAAGCCAUUUGAGUUAAACUUCCGCUCGCCCGAUCUUGAAAGAUUCAAAGAUCCAUUCAAGGACUGCCCAGGGGUCUCCAUAUCUUCAGACAUCUCGCAAUAUGCGGACUCCUCGCCAGAGUUUACCCCACCACCUGUGACCACGACAACUGAUGCCAUAAUGAAUGUGGCGAUCCCCUUGCCUGAUUCGCCAGCACAUUACACGGACGCACCUGAACCACGUCGCAGUGCUGAACAUUUCAACCUUCCCUUUUCCGUGACCCUGAGGAGGCGACGAGCAACAAAGAACAUGUCUCCGCUUGCCCUCUCCGAAUUGUCGCCGAUACAUCCAACAGAGCGUGUGGAACCAAACCCCGAGGAGGCCACAGAAGAUGAACUGGAAGAGUCUGAUGCCGACGAAGGCCCCUGGAACAGUGCAUCCUACAGUGGCCAAGCACUGGCUGUUCCAAAGUUUACAAGCCCAGACAUGAGAGAGUAUGGGCGUCGCGUACGGGAGGAGUUCGCCAAGUGCUACGAUGUGCACAGGGAAUCGCCAUCCUCGCUGAUGGACUCUCCCGCAAGCACAGUAUCCACGGCGUCAGCUGAACACAAUGUCGCCUCUUCACCACCUGCCGCAAUUCCUGUCGAAUCUAAAUCGACGCUGGAGAAGCACUUCGCAAGAUCGUCUUUGUCUCGGAAGCCUAGUCCGAUUUCCAGGCCACUGCUGCAUGUUCCGCACCGCCUGAGCACCGUCAUGGAGUGCACAGAAACGAGCAUCAAGGGGAGCACCACAACCGCACAUUGGCCAGCUCAUGGCGAAAUUGAAGAAAGUCUUAUCGUCAAUACAAGGCAGCCAACGUUGGUUGAUGGGAAUUUCAGUGCUGCUUCACCAUCUUUGUCAGUAUGCCUGGAAGAGGAGGCGGAGCCGACCUCGGAUUCCCUCGCUUCCUUUAUGCGACAUGAGCAGAGCUUCAUGCGAGCUACCGAAGACGAUGCGGACACUCAGAAGAGCUCCUCGUGAGCACACGGCAAAUAGCAAACAGUGGAAUGUAAACUGCUGUGAUAUUUCACUUUGUUUUCAAUAUUUUAAAUAUUUUAAUUUGUGACAAGCAUGCUGGUAGUACAUUACAGGGGAGGUGGAUCUUUGAAAAAAUUUCUUUAAGAUAUGAUGCUGAAAACUUUCAGCAUCAUACCGCAAAGAAUCCUAUAUUUGAAAUGAGCACAUAUUACAUAUAUGUACGUACAAGUUUUCAGCACCAUAUCUCAAAGAAUAAAAAUUUUUCAAAUACCCACCUCCCCCCUUAAACAGUGCAAGGGUUAGUGUGAAGCAUAUGUAUGACAAAAUAAUGAUGGACGAGGACAAGUGCUGUAGCCCUAGUACAAUGAAAAUUGCGAACUGACCAGCCCAUUGCAUUUUUAUGGUGCACUACAGUUAAUGUAAAUCCAUCACAGUUAGGCACAGGCAAAUCCUGCCUGCGUUAUGACCUUGCAGUAUGUUACUGCACCAAAGAUGUAAUUUAUUUGCAACAAGCAUGACAAAGUAACAAUCGACAAGGACAAGUGAAUGUAAAUCUGUCAGUUGGGCAAGUAUGUUACUGCACCAAAGAUGUUAAUUUGUGACAAGCAUAACAAAGUAACAAUCGACAAGGACAAGUGAAUGUAAAUCUGUCACAGUUGGGCACAGGCAAAGCCUGCCUGUCUUCUGACCUUGCAGUAUGUUACUGCACCAAAGAUGUUAAUUUGUUGGCAUGACAAAGUAACAAUCGACUACGACAAGCACUGUAGCCCAAGUACUAAUGUAAAUGUGUAAAUGUAGUUCAUCUAAAUCUCUCAAAAUUGGGCACCCCACUAAUGUGCCACUUUUUUAUUCAAUAAAGCAUAUAGAAACCAUUGUUUACAGGGUGUGGUGUUUCAUGGUCACUGGCUCGGUAAAAGAGGACAAGCGCUGUAGCCCAAGUACU